GGGGUUUAAAGUGCGAGAUUUAUUGCAGGGAGGGGAAAGAAGAAAAAGUAAAGAGACGCGAAGGGUUUCUUUUUAAAUAAUGAUUUGGAAACUGACUGGGAGGUUUUGUGUGCCCUACUACACUUCUCUGUUUACUACCCUCUUCCUAGGAACAUCCAGUCCGCUUUCUUAUUCUGUUCUGUUUUCUGUGUUUACUUUUUUUUAUUCUGUUUGAGAAGGACGUCAAUGAGGAGAUUCGGCCAGAUGCAGAAUACCCUGGCUUCUGAUCCAGCGCGCCAGCGUCUCGACUUUUCUGCUGACAGAAGAGUGGACAUAAAGCGUCGAAGAAGCAGUUUUAGCAGCAGCAGCAGCAGUAGCUACAGCAGCGAGAGCUUUGAUGCAAGACGUAACGGCGCCGAGGAAGCGCGUGUGGGCACGCGAUAUUUUGAUGCACGUCCCGUACUCGCAAGUAACGCCGCUGGCGCAGCAACAGCAGCAGCGGCAAAUAUGAGGCGCCGAGAGUAUCGUCUGUUGGGCUCUGGAGGACCAAAGUCCUUGUCGACGGAGGAGGAAGACCCCGGCGCGGGGAAGAACGGGGUGUCGCCUGAUACGCUAGCUGCUAUCUCUGAGUUUUUACGAGCGCAGAACGCGAAUGCGACGGCCGGGUCUGAUAAGGAAAACAUCGAUCCAGAGAAUAAUUCCCGACAAGAAGACUGCGUGCCUCUGCUCGGCACCGCGGAGUACUGCUCUCCGCCUAUCGCAUCCACCUCGUCGUCGCCGGAUUACUCGACCGCCGGCCGCGCCGCCGCCGCAUCUGCUGAUAUCGACUUUGGCUUUGGCGCCUCGGUCUCGGAAAUCGCGUGCGAGCCCGAGCGGCGCGGGAUCCGCACGCGGCUGCCGAUGUCGCAGCCUGCCACGCAGCGGAGACCGAAUAUGUCGACUACUCGGAGCCGGAUCAUUCAGGCGAGCGUGCGGCCGGAGGGGACUGCAUCGAGUUUGAUUUUCAGUCCGGUUGCUGACGAUGGAGAGGAGGAGGAGGAUAGAGAGGCUGCUGCGACGCCGGUGGUGGUUGCAGGACGAAGCACACCUAGCGUGCAGGAAGACGACCUUUUGCAGGCGCUGGAUAUGAAUGCGCGAGUGGCUAUUCCUUCGAAUCUUAUAGGCAGCAGAUACUCCGCUCCGGACAACAGCCACGAGCAGGCCUACGAGUACGGUUUCGCGGCAAGACAGCAACAUACAAAGGCGACGCGCAUCCGCGGCGUCGCAGCGUCAGAAUGCAAAGGCUCUGCGACGCUCGCAUGUGAAUUCGAAGGCGGUAUCUCCACGUCGCAAGCUGAGCUCCCUUUCCGCGCGUCUCGUGCCAGAGGGAUGAAUCAUGUCGGCGCCGAGUUGAAGCUUGGUCCGUCUGCGCUUGGGGAGGCUGCGUAUAUGGGAGAGGAGGUUGUGUCUGGGCAGAUUCAGCUGCAUGAACGGACGUGGCAUGCAAAGAUACGAGCAGGACGUGAUGAUUUUGAGGAGGUGGGGAGGGGGUUUCACGUCGUUUCUGUCGACGUGUUUUUGGUCUGCCAUCAGAGAAUCGGACGAGCGGCAACAAAGACCCUUGAAGCCUGUAAGUUCCCGCUUUUCUCGCACUCUGGCGAGGGUAGAGGGCUUCCUGCGUGGCUGAUCAAUUUCUCGCUUGUACUUCCCCCAAAAAUGGGACCAGGAUAUCUGUGUUCGGAAGGUUACUUUGGCGGCAGCGACAGGGUGGAGAUCACAUACUCGCUGAUUGCUCAAGUAUCCACCAAACUGCAUCAUCAUCAUCACACGACCAGUGACGACGACGACAGGGUUUACAAAGUGCAGAUCGGGCAGCCAAUCAAGUUUUUCAACGCGGGCGGGGUAAACAGCGGCAAGAACUUUGGCGUGAAGAUAAAGUCGACGAUGUAUGGCCAUGCAAGAUUACGUGCGGGGGGCUGGAUUUCGACAAUUCUGGCGGGCGCGUCGGUCGCGUCGUUGCCGUCGUUGUCGGCGGUAUCGUCGAAGCCCUCGUCGCCAUCGUCAGCGCGGUCUCGGGUUCGCGCACGACCGCCGCCGCCGCCGCGCGAGAGCGAGCUCGUGCGGAUCAGGGUCGAGGAUGCGCGGCGAGGAGGGCGGGAGGGUGGAGUUGUUGUUGCGGGGAGUAAGUUUGCGGUUGAGGUGUAUGCGCAGAAUGGGGUUGAGAGCGGGGUUGAGUUGUCGCGGGUGCGGAUGCGGGUGGUGCAGGUUGUUGAGUAUCUGAAUUCUACUAUGCAGGCUAGAGGGUAUGAGAGGGUAGUUUCGGAAGUGACAUACAAAGCGCCGAUUCUGAAGCGCGAGUCUAGUGAGCUCGGGAUCGAAGUCGAGGCAUUGCAGCCAGGGCAGAGCGGGAGCUACGAGGGUUAUGUUGCGAUUCCGAAAUACCUUGCGACGGCGACGGACAGUGCGGUGGUGAGGGUGAGGUAUGAGGUCGAGGUGAGCGUGGGGGGCAGUCGGGGAUCUAAUCUGUUGCUGUUUGCGAGACGGAAGUGGGUGUCUGUGCGGGUUCCUGUGACUGCUGCUGUGCGUGAGAGCGAGGGUGAGAUGAAGAGAGAGAACGGGAAGGCGGCGAUGGUGGUGAAGAGAUCGCGCGCGGAAGGGUUUAGGAGUAUGAGAGGAGACGGGAGCGUGGAUGUGAUGAAGACGAAGCCGAGCGAGACGUUUGAAGAGGCGUAUGAAAAGCUCGCGAGGUUUGCGGCGGAGGAGAGGAGGAGGAGUGCUGGGUAUUAUACGGCGCAGGCGGAGGAGUAUUUUGAAGGACGGGGAGCGGAGGAGGACAAGUGCUUUGUCUGAUUGAUUGAUUGAGUGCCUACUGUGCUGUUACUAUUAUUAUGAAUAUUAUUACUGGUGUUACUAUUAUUGUCGAUGCUGAUACCGUUGAGACGAGAGUGAAGUUGAUGAAAUACAAGUGCAUUUGAUAGUGGAUAAAGCAGGGGUUUCUGAACCAGCCGGCGCGAACAGGAGGACUAUAAAUAGUAAGACGAUAAAGGGCUGGAGGAGGAGGAGGAAGAGAGGGCUAUUUAUAAACUCGCGUAAUUGAGAGAUAAGGUUUAAUACAUUGUGCUAGCGUAAGGUACUGAUUAAGACACAAUGGAGAGGAGGAAGAAGGACAGAGGGCCGCGGCAGAAGGAAGAGGAGGAAGAGACGGAGGAAGAAG
This is a messenger RNA of Myxozyma melibiosi, 3172 nucleotides long. RefSeq lists its product as uncharacterized. The record is from RefSeq and is a predicted model, not a curated record. The coding region runs from base 226 to 2808 and encodes 860 amino acids. NCBI's taxonomy places the organism in Eukaryota, Fungi, Ascomycota, Lipomycetes, Lipomycetales, Lipomycetaceae. The transcript is spliced from 4 exons.